Messenger RNA from Prunus armeniaca (apricot), 372 nucleotides. The record is from the annotation of a GenBank genome assembly. NCBI's taxonomy places the organism in Eukaryota, Viridiplantae, Streptophyta, Magnoliopsida, Rosales, Rosaceae.
AUGCCUUACGAUUUGCAUACAUAUGCGACUGGUGUCUCUGUGAUUAUGGCAUGCAAAAGCACGCUGGGGAGAAAAGAACUUGUGCAACAGCAAGUGCAAGUAGCCAAAUUGGCCAUGAUCGAGGCGGUGGUGAAUGCUGUGUUUUCAGGAGUGCAAACUGGAACAGUCCCUCCUAAGCUCCUUGUUCGUGCAGCAAGUGCAAAGGAUAUGCAGAUACUUCUUGAUCUGAAGCGCGUGCAAAACUGGGCGGGCUCUGUGUAUAUCGACCGGAGCAACGAGGAAAAUAAGGGUGUUAUUUUGCGAAUGGCAGCUGGAGCCGGAAUCAAUGUCUAUGAGGGGCCCCUGAAUCUUGGUCCAUUUGCUGCUCCAUGA